This is a messenger RNA of Aptenodytes forsteri (emperor penguin), 312 nucleotides long. RefSeq names its product 17-beta-hydroxysteroid dehydrogenase type 6-like. NCBI's taxonomy places the organism in Eukaryota, Metazoa, Chordata, Aves, Sphenisciformes, Spheniscidae. The annotation marks the transcript as partial. The transcript has a single exon. The record is from RefSeq and is a predicted model, not a curated record.
AUGUGGCUGUACCUGGCGGCGGUGCUGGCGGGGCUGUACCUGCUGCGCCGCUGGCACCGGGAGCAGCAGAUGGUGCCGAGGCUCUCGGAGAAGUACGUGCUGAUCACGGGCUGUGACAGCGGCUUCGGGAACCUGCUGGCACGGCAGCUGGAUGCGCGGGGGCUGCGGGUGCUGGCCGCCUGCCUGACCGAAACAGGGGCUGCGCAGCUGCGGGCAGCCACCUCACCGCGGCUGCAGACCGUCCUCCUGGACGUCACCUCCAGCCAGAGCAUCGCCGCUGCCACCGCCUGGGUCCGGGAGUGUGUGGGCGAC